This is a messenger RNA of Python bivittatus (Burmese python), 2675 nucleotides long. It is a transcript of the gene PYROXD1, whose product is annotated as pyridine nucleotide-disulphide oxidoreductase domain 1. The record is from RefSeq and is a predicted model, not a curated record. Lineage: Eukaryota; Metazoa; Chordata; Lepidosauria; Squamata; Pythonidae. Gene Ontology annotation, molecular function: oxidoreductase activity.
ACCACUGGAUGGCAGGAAAAAGAAAGAGAAAAUGUUAAUUCUCUCCUACCAUCUGGUGGGUGCCUCGUGUUUAGCAGCCUAGAUGUGAUAAGAUUAGAGGGUCCAUGAAUUAAAUAUUCCCCAUUCCAUCAACAAAGCCUGCUUGGUCUGUGUUGUGCAAAGAUGGCAUUUGGUUUGCUUAUUUGCAUUUUGCAUGAAGCCAGCCAGUUGGGUCUGUAAACUAUAGGUAAUGCGUUGUGUGAAUCUGGCCAACUGCGGUUAGCAAACCAUGGCUUACCAUCUUAUGCCAACAAUGCCACUACUUUUUAGCCUAGCCUAACUCAAAGGGCUGUUGUGAGGAUAAAAUUAGAGGAAGCUCUAAACUCCAGUGGGAUAGAUAGGAAUUGUAAAACACCUUGAGGCAUUUAAAGUAGGAAACAGUGCAUUUAGGUUUUUACAGUGUGGUCAGAAUUACUUGUUCAUAUUUAAUGAAAGGCUAAAGUAUUAAAGAAAUAAAGGCUUCCUGCCAUCAAACUCAAGUCUUGGUGACAUCACAGACAUAUCUGUGCAGCUUUCCUGGUAAAAUUAGGGAGGUGAUUUGACACUACAAUCUUCCAGGGCUACUUCCCAACCUAGUCCACAGCUGUGAGAUUUCCGAGUGGUCUCCUAUCCAAGAUCUCACCCAGUCCGACCUUACUUGCGUCCAAGUCUGGUUCCUUCAAUGUACGAUACGUUUCGAACGCUAGGGGGCAGUGGAGAAUCGCCUCUCUCACCUAGGCCGCGCCCCCUGGCACAAAUAGGAAACGCCAAGCGGAACUAUAUGAGCCUCACGGCAACCCGUAGCCAGAAUUCCUCUUCACGGCCACGAAGGGAGUCGGGUGUUGCCCAGCUGGAGCUAGCAGAAGCCACGGAGGCGGCCAUGGCUGCCGACUCGCGUCCGGCGCCCGGCGCCCCUGGGAGCCGCUUCCUCGUCGUAGGAGGCGGGAUCGCCGGAGUGACGUGCGCCGAGCGGCUGGCUGCAGAGUUUCCCUCUGAAGAUAUUUUUUUAAUCACUGCUUCUCCUGUUAUAAAAACGGUGGUGAACUUCAGACAGGUUUCCCGAACUUUAGAAGAAUUUGACGUUGAGGAACAAGCAAACAGCAUCUUAGGAAAGCGCUACUCCAACAUUAAAGUUAUACAAUCUGCAGUGAGUCAACUGAAAAGCAAAGACCACAAGAUCAUCACAGAAGCUGGUCAGGAGUAUACCUUUGAAAAACUCUGUUUGUGUGCGGGAGCCAAACCAAAAUUGAUUGCUGAAGGAAACCCUUAUGUGCUGGGAAUCCGAGAUACAGACAGCGCGAUGGAAUUUCAGAACCAUCUAGCAACAGCUAAAAGAAUAACCAUUGUAGGAAAUGGUGGCAUUGCACUGGAAUUGGUGUACAAAAUUGAAGGCUGUGAAGUAAUUUGGGCUAUCAAAGACCAGGCAAUUGGCAACACUUUUUUCGAUGCAGGAGCAGCUGAGUUCUUGAUUCCAAAGCUCACUGCUGAAAAACUGGAGCCUCCAGCAGCUUGUAAAAGAACAAAAUAUACCAUAGCAGAAAGAGAAGAACAAACUGCAGAAAAUCCUGGGAAAAUAGGAAGUGCAUUAGGCCCUGAUUGGCACGAGGGCUUAUAUCUAAAGGGAGCAAAAGAGCUAUGCCACCAAGUUCAUAUUGAAAAUAUGUGUGAAAUAAAGAAGAUAUACCUCCAAGAAGAGUUCAAGCUGUCACAGAAGGUAUCCCUGGCUUUCCCCAAAGCUCUAGAAGACAAGAGGAAUGAAGAAGCAGGGGAAGAGCUUUGGCCUGUAUAUGUGGAACUCACCAAUGGGAAGAUUUAUGGCUGCGACUUCAUUGUUAGCGCAACUGGAGUGAUUCCAAAUGUUCGGCCAUUCCUUGAUGGUAAUAAUUUUGCUCUAGGUGAAGAUGGUGGUCUAAAAGUUGACAGAUAUAUGCGCACUUCUCUCCCGAACAUCUAUGCAGCAGGAGACAUUUGUACGACGUCAUGGGAACCCAGCCCAGUUUGGCAGCAGAUGAGACUUUGGACCCAGGCGCGGCAGAUGGGAUGGCACACUGCAAAAUGUAUGGCCGCUGACGCUUUAGGAGAACCCAUAGAUACGGAUUUCAGCUUUGAACUCUUCGCUCACGUUACAAAGUUUUUCAACUAUAAGGUGGUGCUGCUGGGAAAAUACAAUGCUCAAGGCCUGGGUUUAGACCAUGAACUGAUGUUGAGGUGCACCAAAGGACAGGAGUACGUCAAAGUGGUGAUGCAAAAUGGACGAAUGCUGGGAGCAGUGCUGAUAGGAGAAACAGAUUUGGAAGAAACCUUUGAAAACUUGAUUCUAAAUCAGAUGGAUCUCUCCCGCUAUGGCGAAGACCUUUUGGAUCCAAAUAUUGAUAUUGAGGAUUAUUUUGACUAAACAUCUGGAAAAAAAAUCAGUAUCUAUGACUUUUUCCGAAGAGGCAAAAUGAUUUUACUGGACUGCAAUGAACUUAAUUAGACUUGGUAUAACCCCAGUUUCAGAGACAUGUGGCAUCUGACAAAAGACAAAGAAACUAUAUUUUAUUUAAAGUGCUGGGAAAAAUACUGACCUAAAGAAUAUAAAUAAAUAUCAUACAAAAUAGUUUAUGGCAUGAAUGGUUUACGUGCUGGGAUAAAACAGCAACUUGAUUCUAGCUGGG